Molecule: messenger RNA, 2825 nt
Organism: Cinara cedri
Lineage: Eukaryota; Metazoa; Arthropoda; Insecta; Hemiptera; Aphididae
Source: the annotation of a GenBank genome assembly
GUUGACGUUGACGGCAGAAAUAAUGGUUUCCAUAGAUAAAGAAAAUAAUACAAAUUAGGUACAGAAUAAGUAAUAGAAGUAAUUUUUGGUCAUUAUAGAUUUUGUAAUACACAGUUUUAGUUAAUAAAAUAAAGUUUUAUUUACAUUCUACAUUGUAUUGGAUUUAUUAAAAUUAUAUGGUAAACCUAUAUUAAGGUAAAUAUAGUUUAUUUAUUUUUUGUAUUGUAAUUUUUAUAUUUACAGUAAUAUUUUGAUAACAUUUGUUUUUAUUAAUUUAAUUUUAAUGAUUCAUAAUAUUACUAAAAUAAUUGUGUUAAUAUAGUUGCAGCAUAUUUUCUUCGGUUUACUAUUUUGUGCUAUAAUUUUACAAUGUUUAAUAUAAAAAUAUAAUGAACUCUGUAGGAUCUUUUAAAUUUCAUAUUAUCAGUCAAAUUUUCCAGAACUUACUUACCCAUUUUUUUUUAAAACUUUAUAAAAUCAUAUAUUUUAAAAUGUUACAUUGCCAUUGUGGGUGAAUCGGCUACCUACUUCUGUUAACCGUUGACAAGAUAUUCCAUUUUUAAGUUUUAGGUAAAGGUAAAGGGAAAUACUGAAGUAUCAUUUGUGUGGCAGCACAGCAUUUGAAUGGUGUUGCACUACUCUACCUCUACCUAAACUUAAAAGUGGAAUUACUCAUCAACAUAUUUACGGAAAUUAAAAAUACAUGGCAUUUUAAUAUAGGUUCACAAUCAAAAAUAAGGACAAUGUCACAUUUUAAAAUAUAUAAUUACAAACAUUUUAUAAAUAUAUUUAUAUUUAUAUAAUUUAUAUUGUUUUCUUAAAGACUAAACAAGUUUAUUUUAUUAGUUAUUAUUAUUUAUUCAUCUCAAAUAUAGAUAGUGUAUGUGUCUAGUUUAAAUAUGCCUUAUUUGUUUUAUAUAUUAUGUUCUCUAAUUAUUAUCUUCUUUUUUUUAAUUGGCAAAUAAAUAAAAAAUAUAAUAUGGUUUUGUAAACUGACUUUUUGUUAGUAAAAUGUAUGACUAAUACAAAUAUUUUUGUAAACAUUGUUUCAGGUAUAAAUUUGUUUAUACUCGGCAGUUUAUCAUGAAAAUGGUACCAAUGAAUGAUUUUAUUUUAAAUGAGCAUGAAGGUGAAGUACAUGAUGCUGAAUUAGACUACUAUGGCCAACGUUUAGCCACAUGCUCUAGUGACAAAACAAUCAAAAUAUAUAAUAUACAAAAUGGUACUAAAACUUUAUUAGCCGAUAUAAAAGGUCACCUAGGACCCGUUUGGCAAAUUUGUUGGUCCCAUCCUGUAUCUGGACAUUUGUUAGCCUCCUGCUCAUAUGACAAGCGUGUUGUAGUUUGGAAAGAAUCAAAUGAUUGGUUUAAUAUAUUUGAAUUUACUCAUGAAUCAUCUGUUAACUCUGUUGCUUGGGCACCCCAUCAACAUGGCAUUAUUUUGGCAAGUGCUAGCUCGGAUGGGUCAAUUGGAAUACAUGUGUUUAAUAAAGAAUGGUCCUCAGUUACAAUAAAUGCACACAGUAAUGGAUGUAAUUCUAUAGCUUGGGCUCCCUUCAAGGAACAAUUAUUUGGGUCUAAUCAACCAGAAUUUGGUAAAAAGUUAGCAUUGGCAAGUGGUGGUUGUGAUAAAUUAAUUAAAAUAUGGACUAUCCAAAGUGAUCAAUGGGUUCAAAUUGGUGAAAUAAAUUGUCACACCGAUUGGAUUCGAGCUAUUGAUUGGACUUGCACAAUUGGUGAUAAUCGACAAUUAAUUGCAAGUUGUUCUGAAGAUAAAACUGUUGUGGUCUCACAUAGUGAUGAUUAUGCUAAAUGGAAUUCUACUCAAAUGCAAAUAUUCGAUAGUCGUGUCUGGACAGUAAGCUGGUCAAAAAUUGGAAAUGUACUAGCAGUAUCUACUGAAAGGAAUAAAGUAUCAUUGUGGAAAGAAAAUAGAAAUGGGCAGUGGAUGAUUUGCAGUAAAAUUAAUGAUAACAAAGAAGAUAAUUAAGUAAACGUUUAUACUGUUCUCAUUCUAAAAUAGUCUAUAUUUAAAGUACUUUCAGCAAUUAAAAAAAUCAGUUAAACUAUGGUGAAAUAUAUUUUAUUUUAUUGUAUGAACUCAAUGGGAAUACAUCCUAUAAGAUUACAUAGUGGUAUAUUAAUAAAUUAAUGUUUAAUGAAUUACAUAAAUCGUCCAGAAUCCAAAAGAAAACUAUAAAUAUUUUAUACUCAAUUGGUUUCAUGCCAGUUUUAUUACAAUGAAUAAAUUAUUAUUAUUUUAUGUAUGAAAACAAAAACUGUUUAGUUUAAUAUCAAAAUGAACACAUAUUUAUACAAAUUAAAAAUCACAAUAGUUCCUUUUUAAAUAAAACAGAACUUUCUUUACAUUAUUCCAGAGACAUGAAACAGAAAAAAUUGAUAUCGUGUUAUUAGCAAAUUAUUAGUAAAGGUCUAAGGAGAUAUGAAAAAUUAACACUUGUUUGUUUUAAAAGAAGGAAUAAUGAAGGUAACUAAAUUACAUGUAAAUAUACAAAGAAUUCAGAAUAAAAUAAAGGUUUAAUUUAAUUUAACAAUAUAAUGUUUUAGUUAUUAUUAUUGUUAUUUUGUAGUUAUAAAAUUAAAAUGAAAACUAAAAUUUUAUAACCUCCUAAUUUUAUGAAUGUUUUAUUAGACAUUAGUAUGGUCAAAUUAUUAUACUAGAUUCAUUUUAUAGAUAAAUAUAAUAAAAUAAAAACUUAUAAUUUUUAAAAAUCAAUUAUAAGUUCAAGAACUUAUUUUAUUAACUCAUUUCUCUACAGAUUUUCAAUAAUUUGUUUUAUAAUUCUACAUGAUUGUACAAUUACC